Messenger RNA from Capra hircus (goat), 550 nucleotides. Its product is annotated as polypyrimidine tract-binding protein 3-like. The transcript has 5 exons. Lineage: Eukaryota; Metazoa; Chordata; Mammalia; Artiodactyla; Bovidae. The record is from RefSeq and is a predicted model, not a curated record. Gene Ontology annotation, biological process: regulation of RNA splicing. Gene Ontology annotation, cellular component: nucleus. Gene Ontology annotation, molecular function: mRNA binding. The annotation marks the transcript as partial.
CAGAUAUUUUCUAAAUUUGGCACAGUCUUAAAGAUUAUCACCUUUACAAAGAAUAAUCAGUUUCAAGCCUUGCUUCAGUAUGCUGACCCGUUGAAUGCACAUUAUGCCAAAAUGGCUCUGGAUGGCCAGAAUAUCUAUAAUGCAUGCUGCACUCUGCGUAUUGACUUCUCCAAGCUCACCAGCCUUAAUGUGAAAUAUAAUAAUGACAAAAGCAGAGACUUCACUCGCUUAGACCUUCCCACUGGUGAUGGCCAGCCAUCCCUUGAACCCCCUAUGGCUGCUGCUUUUGGUGCACCAGGAAUCAUUUCCUCACCAUACGCAGGGGCUGCUGGAUUUGCCCCCGCUAUUGGAUUUCCUCAAGCUACAGGUCUGUCGGUCCCAGCUGGACUAGGUCCCGGAGCGCUCGGUCCCCUUGCAAUCACCUCCUCCGCUGUCACUGGAAGGAUGGCCAUUCCUGGGGCUGGUGUAUGCCAGGAAAUUCCGUUCUGCUUGUCACCAAUCUUAAUCCUGAUCUUAUCACACCACAUGGACUUUUUAUACUAUUUGGUAA